Molecule: messenger RNA, 1219 nt
Organism: Harmonia axyridis
Lineage: Eukaryota; Metazoa; Arthropoda; Insecta; Coleoptera; Coccinellidae
Exons: 5
Coding region: 88-1134 (348 amino acids)
Source: RefSeq, a predicted model, not a curated record
CAAUUUUGACAAGACUGUCAGAAGUGACAAUUUCAUAAUAAAUUUCAAUUAAAUUCCAGUACAAAAGAAUACAUUUACUCAUUCAAAAUGGCUGAAGAAGGCGAAGCAGAUCCGAAUACAACCCCAGCUAAUCCUUUUCAACCUGGGCAGGCAUCAACACCAGUAAACAGUUCUUUCAAUCCUGCUUAUGCUUCGACUCCUAAGAAGAACAUCCGUUUCAUGGAUGAAAGUAUAUCGAAGAUUCACGUAUAUCCAAGCUUGCCUGCAACACCCUACUCUAAGAAGAAUAUCCAGAACUACGCAACAGCCCUUCCAGUUAUUCCAGAUGAGGCUGCACCCUUCAGUCCAAUCCUGUACACAUUUAGGAUACCAGACAGAUGGCCCAAAAUGUUAUCUCAUCUGAAAGUUAAGAGCCCCCCGUUUUACUUGCAGCUGGAUCACGCCAUUGCUGUUGUGUGGUGUAUGUUUUGUCCAACUGCCAAGAAAACUUUAGGUAUCGCUCAGAUCCACUGGGCUCUAAGCUUCCUCAACUCUUUGAAUAACAGGAAGCACGAACGUCCAAAGGACGUCAUGUUGUGCAUCGACGCAAUGGAAGACUACUUGAUCGAACUUUACGCAGACCUCAGCAAUAAGCUGGAUCCUCUAAAGAACAUGGAGAAGUCACAGCGAGAAGAAGAAGAAGCGCCGGUAGCCACAGAACUCCCCUUUUCCAUGAACUACAGCGAGAUGUUGCCCAUAGUGCAACACGUGACUGAAUCAGAGCUGUCAGGAGGACCACUGUCUAACUUUGAUGACGUCUUCAGAAGAGAAAUGGAAGGUUUGAAGGAGGUUGCUGGUUCAGAAUCUGUAGAGUUGAUGACGUCGAAAUCGAGAGAAGCUGCCAUAGAUUAUCUGAACGAUACGAGAAGCAGGCAUCUGAGGAACGUUUCCAAGGAGAUAGAGAGGAUUAGGUCUCUGGAUAAUCUGCUCCAUGUCAUAAAUCCGAAUGAUGAGGAUGCUGAUAGAACGAAUAGUUUGUUGAUGGCUCUUUUGAGACAAGAUGAGUCUUCAGAUGUCAACACCGCUAAUUUUACCAAUGCGAAUGAGUCUUCCGAUGUAGAAAAUUCUGAUGACAUUGGAAAAAAUGCAGAAUGAACGUUGAGGUGACCUAUGCUAACUUCGUAUAUGAUCGUAUGUAAUACAAUUCUAUCGAUUAAAAUGGAAUAAAUGUUUGAUUUGA